AUGCCUAAAAGGGUAGCAGGCCGAACGCCGUCUUCAUCGGAGCCUGUACCGAAGAAAAAUAAGGUUUCCCCUCCCGCCAGAUCUGUUAAGAAGCAAACGCCCACCCAGUCUGGUCGCUCCAAGAAAGCCAGGAACUCAGCCACCAAGGCUCUUAACCUGACAACUCGACGUGCCACGCGCUCCAUGACUCUGGAAAGACGCACUGUAUUCCCUUUCCUUCGCUUGCCCGGCGAGUUGCGCAAUCUCAUCUACAGCUUGACACUCAACUUUAAUGGAACCAAGAAGUAUCUGGACAUUUACUUCGACUCACACACGGACGGCUGGCACGAAAAGCCCAUAGUUCACAAGGAAACGCCCAGCAUCCUCCUAGUGAAUAAGCAGAUCUUGCGCGAGUCGCUCUAUAUCCUCCACCGGAAGAAACUCACCCUUUCUCACGGCUUCAUUCCGUAUGAGCACGUCAGCUACAUCAUCAGCCCGCCAUUGCUUGCGAAUUUGCGUGAGGUUGACUUCACGCGCGACAUCAGUUCUGCUGACAACUCGCACUGUUGGUGCGAUAUCAUGGAGUUCUUUCACUUGAUCAAUGACUGCAUCGAUAUAUGGGUCGAACCGCAUCCUGAUGAACCCCCAGUCGACUACCGCAACAACCCCGACAGCCCCAACAACAUGGGACAUAACCUCCAGUAUCUCAACAUCGAUGUCCGCGGCAACGAAAUAGCCAGACACCUCGAACAGUGCCCGCCUACCGGGCAAUGUUUCUUUCUUGAUGAGAUCCAACAGAUGCUGGCCAACUGCAAGCGUCUUCGCGGCAUCAAGAAGGUUACCUUCGGCGGUUUUCUAGCUCAGUACGCCCAAGAAGCUAAGAAGGCCAUGGAGACGCCACCCUGCUACCUCCUCAGACUGCCAAAGGACGUUCGCAGUAGGAUUUGGAGCUACUGCGCGGACUGGAAUGCUGUCAACGCAGCAAUUACACAUGACCCAACGUCGCGCAACACGACAUCGUCUACUCCAUCUGUGCUUCUUCUCAAUACACGAAUUUCAGCAGAAGCCUCUGCCGUCCUCCGCGCCAAACCACUCAUGUUGACAAGCCCGCCACAAGCUGAAGCCGAUCUUACAAAAUUCAUGAACCCGCAGACAUUCUGCACUGUUCGGCACCUUGAGGUCCAUGUUGACCUGUCCAGCCUGAACACCAUUGACGCGCGCGCUAUGUCCGCGGCUUGGAAGAGCUACCUUGGCAGCCUUGCUACACUGCUCCAAGAGAAACAAAGUCAUUCUUUGGACACUCUGCAUAUCCACUUGCGCUCGUACAAUGACGUCAGCGCACGCGACCCCGAAGAUGCCAAUACCACCAAUGCCUUGAUGUAUGCGGCCAUCGUGGAGCUGAGUGGGCUUGCCGAUAAAACGGUGGGCAAGGGCAUUCGGGAGAUAACAUUUGGCGGCGAUGUCCCGGUCGAGGUGAAGCACGCUUUCAACAACAAGCAGCACAAGAGCGGCAGGAAGUCCAACAAAAGGGAGAAGGGCUUUGCUUGGGUCGACGUAUCCAAUCCAGGAGGUGUGAGCGCGAGCGGUUGGGAUGGUCUGUUGCGUCGGACCAGGUCCUCGAAACGAAACGGUAAUAAACCUUAG
This is a messenger RNA of Aplosporella prunicola CBS 121167, 1623 nucleotides long. RefSeq lists its product as uncharacterized. Lineage: Eukaryota; Fungi; Ascomycota; Dothideomycetes; Botryosphaeriales; Aplosporellaceae. The transcript has a single exon. The coding region runs from base 1 to 1623 and encodes 540 amino acids. The record is from RefSeq and is a predicted model, not a curated record.